Molecule: messenger RNA, 690 nt
Organism: Micromonas pusilla CCMP1545
Lineage: Eukaryota; Viridiplantae; Chlorophyta; Mamiellophyceae; Mamiellales; Mamiellaceae
Exons: 1
Biological process (GO): fatty acid biosynthetic process
Molecular function (GO): fatty acid synthase activity
Source: RefSeq, a predicted model, not a curated record
AUGGAAUAUGCAACACAGAUAGAUCCACAGCAUCGGGCACUUCUUCGUUGCACUUCAAGCAUGAUGUGCAGACAAGAUCUACGAUCUUGCGCAGCAGUUGGAUGUUACGUCGGAAUCGCAACUCAAGACUAUGAUUACCUCAAGGUGAAAAUGAACGUUGAGGUGAGCGCACACAGUGCAACAUCCACGACGCUGAGCGUCGCUUCCGGUCGACUGGCAUUCACGUUUGACCUAAAAGGACCGGCCCUCAGCAUUGACACCGCAUGUUCGUCGUCCCUCGUUGCCGCACAUCUCAGUUUUAUCAGCCUAAUGAAGGGUGAUGUAGAAAGCACAUUGACAUGCGGAGUAAACUUGAUAUUGAUCGAAAGAAACACAAUAAUGUUUCAGCGAGCCGGCAUGUUGGCCCCCGAUGGUCGGUGCAAGACUCUCGAUGCAUCCGCUGAUGGCUAUAUCCGAGCCGAGGGCUGCGAGAUAAUCUUGCUCGCGGCUUCGUCUGAUGAUGUAAUGCAACUAAAUGUCGCACUUGGCGGUUCGGCAGUAAACCAAGACGGGCGAUCAAGCUCGCUCACAGCACCAAACGGUCCCACUCAACACGCUGUGAUCAAGUCCGCACUGCUUGACGGGCGCUUCUCAGCUUCUGACGUGACGAGCUUGCACUUACACGGCACUGGCACGUCGUUGGGUGAUCCC